UGUAAGCGAUCUGUCAUGAAGAAGCGAAUCCCAGACUCGGCUCUUUCCUCUUAAUUUCCUCUUGAUUACGGGAUGGCUGACCUGUUUAAGAGUGCCUUCGGGUAUUUAGGGUCCAAUGGCACCACUUCCGACAACGACUUCGUGGGUCAGGAGGUCGAAAUCAACGGCAUUAAGCUCAGAAUAAAGAAACAAAUAGCCGAAGGUGGUUUUGCAUUUGUGUAUGUUGCACAAGAUCUCAGCAAUGGCAAAACCUAUGCCUUGAAGCGACUGCUUGGUGCAGAUCAGGUUGCCUGUGAUGCAAUUCGGCAAGAAAUAACAAUAUCAAAACAACUUUCGGGGCAUCCGCACAUUGUAGAUUUUAUUGCUGCUGCAGCCAUUGAUAAAACUCAGAGUAAAGAAAAUCGUAAUGAGUUCCUUUUGCUCAGUGAACUAUGUACAGGAGGAUCUCUUGUGGAUGCUCUUCGCCUCUUGAAUGGCAAACAGCUGUCGGUGCCACAGGUUGCCACUAUCAUGUACCAGACCACCAGAGCAGUCCAGCACAUGCAAGCGCAAAAUCCACCCAUAACUCACCGCGAUCUAAAAGUAGAAAACCUACUCAUAAGUGAAUCUGGUCAUAUCAAAUUAUGUGACUUUGGAUCUGCGAUGACAAAAAUGUAUGAAGUUGACCUUGGCUGGAGUGCAAACCAACGAGGGUUACUAGAAGAAGAGAUGGCGCAGCACACAACGCCAAUGUACCGUGCCCCAGAGAUGCUAGACACAUGGAGUAAUUACCCUAUCAAUGGGCAAGCAGAUGUGUGGGCCCUGGGAUGUAUCUUGUACUAUCUUUGUUACCUCAAGCAUCCCUUUGAGGAUUCUGCUAAGUUAAGAAUUAUAAAUGGAAAUUAUGCAAUUCCCACUAAUGAUGCCAAGUAUGAGUGUUUCCAUGAGCUCAUUAGAGGUACCCUGAAAGUUGACCCUAGUGAGAGAUUUAAGGUCUCCGAUAUCUUGGAGAGACUGGCAGCUAUUGGAGAAACCAAAGGAUUUAGUAUGAAAGCUCCCAUCCAGAUUGAGUGCAAGAAGAUUGAUUUAACAACCCCAGUCCAUCAACCUGAGAGUAAUGGGAGACUUGGUGAGAGACGCUCUGGUGCACCAGACCGGCCUCCUGCUAGACCCCCAGCCCCACGAUCUCCUGUUCCUCAAAGACCCCCUCAGCCUCAGAGGCCUCCUCCUCCAGGGUCUCAUCCUCAACAUGGAAUGGUAGGCCAGUCUCAGCAGCAGUCGUCUGCAGGUGGAGGUGGCUUGUUUUCAUCAAUUAAGGGCUAUUCAGGAAGUAUAUUUAAAAACAUCAAGGAUACCUCAAGCAAAGUCAUGCAGACAGUGAGCCAAUCUAUUACGAGAACAGACUUGGAUUUGUCACAUAUAACAUCUCGUGUCAUAGCAAUGUCAUAUCCAGCUGAAGGUCUGGAAUCAGCCUACAGAAACCAUGUUGAAGAUGUUAAAGCUGUUUUAGAUGGGCGUCACAUGGGCCACUAUGUGAUCUAUAAUGUUUCCGGGCGACAGUACCACUCAACCAAGUUCAGUGCAAGAGUUGUGGAGGGCAACUGGUCAGGCAAGAAGUCGUCAACUCUAGGGGCGCUCUACAACCUCGCUUGUAGUAUUUAUGAUUAUUUAAUUAAGGAUCCCAAAAAUAUUGUUGCUGUACACUGCAUGGAUGGGAAAGCUUCAACUGCAAUGCUAGUCUGUUCCUUCCUCUUAGUUUGUCAUGCAUUUAAGAGACCAGAACAAGCACUGAACAUGUUUGCCAUCAAGAGAAGUCCUCCAGGUCUGCAGCCCUCUCAAUUCAGGUACCUUGAAUAUAUCCGAGAUCUGGUUGCUUCUCCGGCUGUUGUUCCCCAUUUCAAGCCUGUGACCAUAGAUGGAGUGAGGCCAUAUGUAGAAGUAUGGCAAGGUGAACACAGGAUGCUCUCAACACUUCAAGAGUAUGACAAUAUGAAGUUAUACAUGCCUCAAGAUAAUAAGAUUAUUAUUCCAAUCAACAUCCAUCUCGUGGGUGACGUGUGUAUCUAUGUGUACCAUGCCCGAAGAAUGAUGGGGAAGGUGAUGGGUGUCAAGGUGGCCCAGCUGCAGUUCCAUACUGGUUUCAUUCCUGAGGAAGAUACCUCCAUUAGAUACAGUCUGCGUGAGCUGGAUGAUGUCUGUGAACCUGACCGAUACCCUGAGCGGUUUACUGUGACUGUAAACAUUUUUGUAUCGGAUGUAGACCGCGCACCACCUCAGCCACCACCCUGGGUGGCACGACCUGCUACCUCCUUUAAGCCAAAUGUAGCUUAUUCCACUGCUAUUGAGAUGGAAGAAACACGGGAUAAAUUUGCAGCAAGUGCACAUGGUUCCCCAGCAACGCAUAGACGGGACUCCUUGCCGAAGCCGGGGAUGAUCGCUUCGGGGGCUAACAAGUCUGACUUCAUGGCUUCACUUAAUUGGGAUAAGGCUCAAGGAGGCACUCAGGUAAGAGAUCAGGAUUUGGGAAAAGCUGUGACCCCCCAGCCCCCUCAGAAUGUCCCUGAAGUACCUGAGCCUAAAUCCUUGUCCAAAGAAGCCAACCUCUUGGACUGGAGUGGAGCUCCAGAGGCAGAUGUGAGUCAAGCUGCCAAAAGCAUGAACCUCUUGGACAUUGCUGACACAUCAGGCAUGAAGAAAGAUCCGAGCAACUUUGACCUUCUGAGUGGCUUUGGAGGGAGUGGGAAUGAGUCCAAUGCUAGUCAUGUACCCGUAAACUCAACCAAGCCUGAUAAUGCUCAAGACAACUUGUUUGAUCCUUUUGGGACGUCUGGCAGUGGAACGGCAGAUCAGGACCUCUUCGGUCAGUUCUCAGGUCCUACCCAGCCGCAGCAGCCCGCUAACCCCUUUGGGCAGUUCGGAGGAUCGGGAAUGGGAGGCAUGGGAGCUAACCCUAUGGCUUCGGCUACUAGUCCUAUCAUGAGCAGUGGAAGUCCCAUGAUGGGGCCCAGGAUGAUGGGGGGAGCAACCAGCCCAGUGAAUCCGAUGGCUGGGGGUUUUGCCCGUCCCCCUGCCCCACCCCAACAGCAGCCUAGCAAGCCAAGCGAUCCUUUUGCUGAUCUUGGUAAUCUUGCUGGAAUGGGUGGAUGGGGAGGUUCCAAGCCUACGACACCCAUGGGAGGAACACCAAUGGGUGGCACACCUCUGGGUGGAAGCACACCUGUGAUGGGCUCACCACAGCAUCGACCUCAGAUGGCUGGUGGUUGGCAAGGUCAGACACCAGGUAUGAUGGGGUCACAAAUGGGUGGUUGGCAGCAGGGCCCCCGACCACAGCAGACCCAACAGAUGCCCCAGCAGAUGCCCCAACAACCAGCUGCUGCCAAGACCCCAGCUGGAACUCCUCACCACCAGAUGAAGUCACCCUCACAGCCAAACUAUGGGAGAGCUAAUUUUGAUGGUGCAUCUAAGAAUGCAGGAGCAUCAAAGGGAAAAGUUGGAGCAGACACCUUUGAAGAUUUGCUUGGUUCUCAAGGGUUCACUUUCAGCAGUGGCAAAGAUUCAGGCCCUAAAACCAUGGCUCAGAUGAAGAAGGUUGAACUUGCCAAGACCAUGGAUCCAGAGAAACUUAAGGUUAUGGAGUGGACAGAAGGGAAGAAGAAGAAUAUUCGGGCACUUCUCUGCUCCCUGCAUUCUAUUCUUUGGGAAGGUUCUAAGUGGAAUGAAUGUGGCAUGCACCAGCUAGUGCAACAGAAUGAUGUCAAGAAGAUGUAUCGCAAAGCCUGUCUAGCAGUGCAUCCAGACAAGCUUACCGGUAGUGAGCACGAAUCUCUUGCAAAACUCAUCUUUAUGGAACUAAACGAUGCUUAUUCAGAAUUUGAAAAUGAUCCCAAUCAGCAGCAGAUCUUCAAGUAGAGGAAAUCUUAAAUAAUAUAUGAAAAUAUUAUAACCAGGAAAGAUGCCUUUUUUCUUUUCUUUUAAAGAUUGUGGAAUGAUACUAAAUCACCAAGAAGUUGAGGUGUGACAAAUCCAAAUAGUUGCACUAUAAAUGUGAUAUUAGAUGCCUCUUUCCUUUUUUCCAUUUGCAACUUUGUUAUUAUUAUAUAUAUUUUAGUAAUCCUUAAUUUUUGGUUUGAAGAUACUCUGAGGGUUCAUAGAAAUAAACAAAAAAUAAAAUAAGGAAACCACAAA
Messenger RNA from Penaeus monodon (black tiger shrimp), 4164 nucleotides. RefSeq names its product cyclin-G-associated kinase-like (gene aux). Lineage: Eukaryota; Metazoa; Arthropoda; Malacostraca; Decapoda; Penaeidae. Gene Ontology annotation, biological process: regulation of clathrin-dependent endocytosis; positive regulation of Notch signaling pathway; protein phosphorylation. Gene Ontology annotation, cellular component: cytoplasm. The record is from RefSeq and is a predicted model, not a curated record. Gene Ontology annotation, molecular function: protein serine/threonine kinase activity; ATP binding; AP-2 adaptor complex binding.